AUCUCACUUGCGCAAACAAAUGGAAAGCAUUAGAUGCCACCGAAUAUGUUUUAGAUGUCCAUUACACCCAUACAAGCUCCCAUACAUGUCAGCUAUAUGCUUCUUUCAACUUCCCUAACCUAAAUUUGACCGGUAGGAUGCGGCUAUGUCCCAAGAGCGCAAUUGCAUCGCAACCUAAUGGAAAGCUCUUUCUUCCAGAGUUUGAAGCCGCAUGUGAACUCGCAGAAGGCGUCAGACCGGGUCCAAAAUCUAAAGAAUGGUUGAUGAGAUGGCGAGGAGAAGAAGGAGAGCUGAAGCUUGGUGGAGAGACGCGGGCACAGGGGCAAGUUCUUUUCGAGGAAGAGAAACAGCUCCCCGACAGCGUCGGUACUCCCAAGAUAAACAUCAAGUUAGCCAUGAUACAUAAUGGCAAGCACGUAAUCUUAGAGGGAACGCAGCUUUAUACGAGUCCAGAGAGCGAUGAGGAUAGGGCUACAGCCGAAGAUCCAGCAGCGCCUACCGAGGCAUCCCGGAUGCUCGAGGAUUGGAAACGGCUUUAUGACCCCUCCUGGGAUGCGCGGCCCCUAUCAGACACGGAGCAAGAUGAAAUCGAGCUUCAGAGACUGCAAGACCUUGGUGCCACUCUGCCCAAACCCAAAAAUAAAUGGGAAAACCCCCGCUCGGGUAGGGUUUUCACCACGAAGAAUAAGCCUGGCCCAAUACCCGGGUUUAUUAUCAAUGCGACCGCGACGUCACGAUAUCUGGAAGAGCGCCCGGAUUGGGCUUGGGAUGUUAUGGGAAGAUACGAGUUAAGCACUAUAGGGCUCACCAAGGCUCUUGGGCUAUCUGCGGGAGAGCCGGUGUCGAUAGUAAUGACGGUCCAGAUGGAUAACAACGCAAAACACCAAAAGGCUGGACGACAACUAUGGGCUCAAUUUGAAGCCAAGGGUAUCUUUGCCCUCGCACGCUUCCGGCCGAUCUCCAGCUCAUUAGAUGACUCGCUAGAAAAAUUCGAGAAAAGCUGUGUCUUAAAACCAGGACUAUGGGUUGGCCCUGAGACGCGGGGUACUCAAAAGUGGGAGAUGCGUUGGCGAGGAUUCUCAGACAGCAACUUAGUGACGUUAGCGGAGGACCAAGCAGGGACCGAGGUUUUCUUCACAAAAGAUGAUCAAGGCAAGCUGAUUUUCAGGGGAAAGAUGAUAGCUGGUAAUAAGAGUUAUUCGGUAAUGGGUUCAUGGGUCGCGCCGACAGAGGAGCGGAGACCUAGUGCCCCUACAAUCAACACCGAAUGGGCGAAAUUCCAGAGAGGAAAACCGGCCGUAUCGUUACAGAAAAAUAUUGAACAUGUCAUCGUCAUGGAAAAGUACUGCUAUAGAGAAUUCCCCGAAUAAGCGGUAUUGCGAUGCGAACGAACAGACUGUAUGUGAGGUUAGCGCUCUGGGC
Molecule: messenger RNA, 1422 nt
Organism: Annulohypoxylon maeteangense
Lineage: Eukaryota; Fungi; Ascomycota; Sordariomycetes; Xylariales; Hypoxylaceae
Exons: 1
Coding region: 138-1370 (410 amino acids)
Source: RefSeq, a predicted model, not a curated record